CCUCACAGCACUAAAACCUUCAAGCAACCCUUCAUGGAAGUACAAUUCCGAGUGGAAGUAGAAACGUACACGAUCAGCAACAUAUUUUUUUUUCUUUCUUUCUUUUCCCCCCUUUCAUACAGCACUACGUUAGGAAGUAGGUAUGCAAUGGGCCUAUUCGGACUUAUAUGCGAUGGAUUUGAUUUGCGAUUGGGGAAGAACACCCACCCCCAAAAAAGUGAUUACGUUGGAAAUGGACUUACUAAAAAGUAGGUGAUGGAGAUGAUCGGAUUCUUUUCUCCGUCUCAGCUACACUUGUCUAUCUACUUGCUUGGUUAGUGUGGUGCUACUGCUACUGCUACUACGAGGAAAGGAGGGAGGGCGAUGCGUGUCAUAGGUAGAUGGGUACAGCUGGGUGGGGAUGAGGAGAGUCUGUGAGAUGCA
Molecule: messenger RNA, 423 nt
Organism: Aspergillus welwitschiae
Lineage: Eukaryota; Fungi; Ascomycota; Eurotiomycetes; Eurotiales; Aspergillaceae
Exons: 2
Coding region: 34-252 (72 amino acids)
Source: RefSeq, a predicted model, not a curated record